Messenger RNA from Metarhizium acridum CQMa 102, 1071 nucleotides. NCBI's taxonomy places the organism in Eukaryota, Fungi, Ascomycota, Sordariomycetes, Hypocreales, Clavicipitaceae. The record is from RefSeq and is a predicted model, not a curated record.
AUGCGAGUCCUUUUUCCAAGUUCUACAUAUACGGAGGGCAGUCAUAGAGAGAAAGGGCACACUUCUCGCACGUCUAGUAUCGAAUAUUUCAAGUUGCACCAAGCUGGGAAAGAAGUCCGCAAUCGCGCUCGUAUUGCGUUGCAUUUUCAUCCAGACCGACCUGUUGGCGACGGCACGGUGGCAUCCGCACUCCUGGAGGAUGGCCUUUACCGCAACCAGUUCGAAACAGGCAUUUCCAGCGGCCUUGUUGCGGCCUUUCGAGGCAGUCCUCGUGACCAGUGGGAGAACAGUCUCUUUGAAGACGCCUACAGCGACCAUCGUGUUAGUCUGGCGCAUAGACCAAAGUAUGGAGCGCUGGACUUGGCCAACUCUGUUGACGGUCCGGCUCCUAGAUUUGGAUCUUGCUAUUUUCUUCUCAAGCCAGCCGUCUCAAAAAAGUCGGCAUUUACAUCUGGCGGUUCACAGGACGCCCCCAAGCUCAGAGGGACAUUAGACCUGUUCGCACCUAUUCUCCAGGCCUUACUCGAAGAGUCCUUCACAAGAGACUUCAUGCUCGGGAUAUCUGGUAUUCGCCCACCUCAAGUCGUUGAUCGUUUGUGCAAUUUAUAUGGAGCUGCCGACACACGCUCUGCUUCUCCAAGUCGCAAUCUUGAUCACAUUAUCGAGGCACAGAUUCAUGGAGACAUUCGCCUAGCUCGUGAUGUUGACACCUUGGUCGUAGAUGGUGGCUCCAGGAGCACCGGGAUAGGGCGCUGCUUAGAAGGAAUAGGCCGCAAAUACAAGUUUACGGUGCAAUAUUAUCAAGGCUUCAAGUUGGAUGUGCAGUCGGUGCCAUUGGACUUCAGAGGACCGAGUAUGCCAUCCCUUGCUAGGCGCGUUAAUAAGGACGGCUUUGUGGACACAGCGGCGAUAGGGCUGGCUGUUCAACAUCUUGCCAGAAGCCCGCAUGCGUGGGCAGAUAGAGGCACAUAUUCCGAGGUUCUGCAAGAGCUUAAGCUACUAUUGCAUGUACUGGUGCGAUAUGGAUGGUGCGAUAUGGACAGUACGAAUUUCUGUUUACAGGCAUCGUAG